AUGUAUUCAAUUGUUCUCUUCGGUGUCUUAAUUCAUUUAACAACUUCAAUUCCCAUCGAUAAUGGCGUUGAAGGUGAACCUGAAAUUGAAUGUGGUCCAACAUCUAUUACUAUUAAUUUUAAUACUCGUAAUGCAUUUGAAGGCCACGUUUAUGUGAAAGGCCUCUAUGAUCAGCAGGGUUGUCGAUCAGAUGAAGGAGGACGUCAAGUUGCUGGAAUUGAAUUACCAUUCGAUUCAUGCAAUGUUGCUCGUACUCGAUCGUUAAAUCCAAGAGGGAUUUUCGUUAGCACAACUGUAGUUAUUUCAUUUCAUCCACUUUUUAUUACGAAAGUAGACCGUGCAUACCGUGUACAAUGCUUCUAUAUGGAAGCUGACAAGACCGUCAGCACUCAGAUUGAGGUAUCAGAAAUCACUACGGCCUUCCAAACUCAAGUUGUUCCCAUGCCAAUUUGUAGAUAUGAGGUGAGUAUACUUGAUGGUGGACCAUCUGGCCAACCGAUCCAAUUCGCUACAAUCGGUCAACAAGUCUACCAUAAAUGGACAUGCGAAUCAGAAACUAUCGACACAUUUUGUGCCCUCGUUCAUUCAUGUGUCGUUGAUGAUGGUAAUGGUGAUAAAGUGGAACUUCUCAAUGCUGAUGGUUGCGCUCUCGAUAAAUAUCUUCUUAACAAUCUUGAAUAUCCAACUGAUCUAAUGGCUGGUCAAGAAGCUCACGUUUAUAAAUACGCCGACAGACCGCAACUAUUUUAUCAAUGUCAAAUUGCCAUCAGCAUAAAGGAACCGAAUGGUGAAUGCCCACGACCACAAUGCACAGAACCUCAAGGUUUCGGAGCAAGGAAACUACAAACUACUCCUAUAGCACGUCAUGCCUUAUUCCGAGUACUGAAGAAACGAAACAUCAUCGAUGAAGCGAACACUUUAGAUCCUUCUGAAGUGCCAUUUUCUCUACGACAUCGUAAUGUAAAUAACGAAUAUGGUCAACAAAUUAUCCUUGGAACAAUCGAUCAAGGAAUUUGCAUGUCAAAAGUUGGCUUUACAUUAACUGGAAUACUCGCGCUUGCAAUUUUGGCAGUCGGAUUAUCGGUAGCAGUGACAUUAUCAAGGAGUUCUGGAAAAAUGCAGUGA
This is a messenger RNA of Dracunculus medinensis (Guinea worm), 1125 nucleotides long. The record is from the annotation of a GenBank genome assembly. NCBI's taxonomy places the organism in Eukaryota, Metazoa, Nematoda, Chromadorea, Rhabditida, Dracunculidae.